AUGGAACUGAUGGAUGUGCAUGACCAAAAGUUCGAGGAUCACACGGCAUUAUCACUAUUAUUUGCGAAAAUCAAUUACGAUAAGCACGAGAAAGGUUUCGCGUGCAUUCAAGUUUUGCUGGAAAACCAUGCCGAAAUUAACGUGACAGACAAGGACUUAAUUUCCCCCAUAGCGCAUAUUUUAUUAGAAUGGUUACUAGCCAUCAUUCCCAAGGAAAACGACAAGCUAGUAAAUGAAGAUCCAUUGUUAUCCCAGCUUGUGAAGAGGAUGGGAUUGAACAUUGAUAAAACCAAGUGUCCGUACUUCAAAUGCAUGACAAUACUGCUGAAAGAUGCACGGAUUGAGCUCGACAAGCUAGAUCAUACCAAUAGCACUGCGCUGCACUACGCUGUACAGUACAAGAUCGAACACGCUCAGGAGCUGUUGCUGAAAAACGGUGCAUACAUAGGGGCGCAGAAUAUAUUCAAUGAGCUGCCAAUUACCAACAUGGAUCCGGAUUUGCUUGAGAAACACCUCGAUACGUGCAUUUCGAACAAUCGUCGAAUCCCGGGAGAUGAAGAUUACGGAGUGAUAAUAGAUUAUAAAAACUUCAUACCACCAACGCUCAAAACAACCGACACCGAACAACAGGACACGUGCAAGAAUGAGAUGCGGCCCAUUAAUGAUAUUGCACAAUCGCCCAGCUUAAAACGCUUACUUCGCCAUCCGGUGAUAUCGAGCAUAUUGCUGCUAAAGUGGCAGAAGCUCUCGUGGGUUUUCUACACCCAGCUGUUUACUUCAUUGUGGCUGUGCAACAUGCUGGCUUCUCAAGAUCAUUUAUCAAAAUGCGAGUGUAAAUCGUUUGAGAACUUCAUUAAACUACUCCUGAUAAUAGCAUUCGGAACAGUGUUGCUGCAUGAGCUUGACGAAGAAUGGUGGAGAGGCCUCUCGUCCUUUGUUAUCCUUUUGGCGGCGAUUGAGGUUUUGUUCCUCACCGGAACCCUACCGGUGCUAUCUCUAUCGACAUACAUGACUAUUAUGGCAAAGGUUUCGAAAAAUUACCUCAAGUGUUUGAUGCUAUAUUCGACCAUUUUGCUUGCCUUUGCGUUAAGCUUUUACACGCUGUUCCACGAGAAAGAUAGAACUCAAUCCGAGGGUAGCCGAUCGGAAAAUGCCACAUCUGCAACGAGCCAGGACGCUAACAACCAGAUCAAAUGGUUCGGGAAUUUGCCGCUUGCAUUUUUUAAGACUGCAGUCAUGUCUUUUGGGGAACUCGAAGCUUCAAAUAUGCAUUUCCAGUACUCCAUCGUUAGCUAUAUCGUGUUUGCAGUAUUUAUAUUUAUUGUUCCGAUGGUUUUAUUCAACCUAAUGAACGGCCUUGCCGUCAACGACACGACGGAAAUAAGAUCCGAAGCCGAAAUCAUCACCAUGACACAGAGGGCGUUUUACAUUUACAAAAAAGAAAUUGCAGCAAGAACAUUUAGAUCUUUCAGAUGUCUGUGA
Anopheles nili is the source of this 1482-nucleotide messenger RNA. RefSeq names its product transient receptor potential cation channel protein painless-like. Gene Ontology annotation, molecular function: protein binding; monoatomic ion channel activity. The transcript has 7 exons. Gene Ontology annotation, cellular component: membrane. Bases 1 to 1482 code for a protein of 493 amino acids. Lineage: Eukaryota; Metazoa; Arthropoda; Insecta; Diptera; Culicidae. Gene Ontology annotation, biological process: monoatomic ion transport; transmembrane transport. The record is from RefSeq and is a predicted model, not a curated record.